Messenger RNA from Schistosoma mattheei, 432 nucleotides. NCBI's taxonomy places the organism in Eukaryota, Metazoa, Platyhelminthes, Trematoda, Strigeidida, Schistosomatidae. The record is from the annotation of a GenBank genome assembly.
AUGCUGCAGUUUGUAUUGACAAUUCGUGAUAAAAACGACUGGCUGUCAAGUCUACGACAAACAAUAUUGCCGAAAACCAGUCAUUCAAACACACUAGUGGUGGAUAAAGUCAAGCAUAUACUGGGACUUGAUGCGCGAUUUUUAAAAAUGGCAUUUGAUUCACUGACAUUCGCAUUUCGUAAAGGUGAAAUUGACUUUGAUGAUGAUGCGGUAUUAUUAGAGUGUUUCGAUGAAUAUAACGAAUUGGUAGUUGGCAGUGUACCAUCAAGUCGCCUUCUAAUACAUAAACUUGGAGAUUGUUGGGAGCCCUUGUGUAAGUUUUUGAAUGUGAAUGUACCUCGUUGUAUAACAUAUCCUCAUGUCAAUGAUCGGAACGAAACUCAGAAGCGUGUCGAUGUGCUCAAAGAGAUUGGUAUCCUCUUGGACCAUUAG